Messenger RNA from Setaria italica (foxtail millet), 1155 nucleotides. RefSeq names its product probable esterase PIR7A. Gene Ontology annotation, biological process: salicylic acid metabolic process; jasmonic acid metabolic process. The record is from RefSeq and is a predicted model, not a curated record. Gene Ontology annotation, molecular function: methyl salicylate esterase activity; methyl indole-3-acetate esterase activity; methyl jasmonate esterase activity. NCBI's taxonomy places the organism in Eukaryota, Viridiplantae, Streptophyta, Magnoliopsida, Poales, Poaceae. Bases 99 to 944 code for a protein of 281 amino acids. The transcript has 3 exons.
AGCCUCCAUUACUGACAUCGGUGCCGGAGCACCCGGCCACCUGUAUUUAGUCUACGAGUCAUAGUGUCAUACACUCCAACGCAAACCACCGGAAGCUCAUGGAGACCCACGGCCGUGCCAACAACAAUAGGCACGAGGCGCGGCACCACUUCGUCCUGGUGCACGGGCUGUGCCACGGCGCGUGGUGCUGGUACAAGGCCGCCACGGCGCUGCGGCGCGCGGGCCACCGCGCCACGGCGCCCGACAUGGCCGGCUGCGGCGCGCACCCGGCGCGCGCCGGCGAGGUGCGCGGCUUCGAGGAGUACUCGCGCCCGCUGCUGGACGCGGUGGCCACGCUGCCGCCCGGGGAGCGCGCCGUGCUCGUCGGGCACAGCCACGGCGGGUGCAGCGUCGCGCUCGCCGCCGAGAGGUUCCCGGACAAGGUCGCGGCGGCCGUGUUCGUGACCGCUUCUAUGCCGGCCGUCGGCCGCUCCAUGGGCGCCGCAACCACCGACGAGUAUCUCAAGUUCGUUGCAGCAGAGCCAGAUUUCUUCCUAGACACCGAAGAGCAAGACCAGGAGAAUCCUGAGAUUCCUGGACGGCCGGUUCUCUUCGGGCCAAAGUUCGUGGCCCAGAGACUCUAUCAACUAUGCCCGGCAGAGGACUUGACGUUGGCCUUGUCGCUGAUCCGGCCGGCGAACCGGUUCGACGAGGACGCGCUGAUGAAGGACGAGAAGCUGCUGACAGAAGCAGGGUACGGGUCGACAAGGCGCGUGUUCGUGGUGGUGGAGGGCGACCUGGGCAUCCCGGCGGAGUUCCAGCGCCGCAUGAUCGCGCUGAGCCCCGGCGUCGAGGUGGAGGCGAUGGCCGCUGGCGGGGCCGACCACAUGGCCAUGCUGUCCGGGACGGAGGAGCUCGUCGAGCUCCUCAUCAGAGUCGCCAACAAGUGCACUGUCCGAGUGUGACCGAUGACAUGGCUGGUGUCGCGUGUAGUCAUCGCCCAGCUAGCAGUCAGCAAAUCAAAUGCUUAGAAUGAGAAUCAUGAUCAUUGUUGGCAUGGCUUGAUGUGUGUCAGCACUCAACGAAUAAAAUCAAAAUAGAACUAUGUACCUGUUUUGUAUUGCGUGUAAUUUACUAUGGACCAUAUUUCUCUUCGAUAAGCACACUCUAAUUUGU